CCGGUCUGCAGUGGGCCUCCCAGGGCACAUGACCGCCACCCUCCCGGCCAGCGCGCAGGCGCGGGGAGAGCGCAGGCGUGUGACGUCACUGAGCGCCGGACUCCGCCCCUGGAGGCGUCGCGCACUGGCGGCGUCGUCAUGGAGCUGAGUGCGGGUGUUUCCAAACAGGACAUUCGUGAGCAGAUUUGGGACUACAUGGAAUCACAAAAUCUAGCUGACUUUCCCCGGCCUGUUCAUCACAGGAUUCCCAACUUCAAGGGUGCUCCUCGUGCUGCCGAGCAUUUCCCACGCUUGCAGGCGUUCAAAAUGGCCAGAACCAUUAAAGUCAAUCCUGAUGCUCCCCAGAAAAAUGCUCGCUUCCUCGUCCUCGACAGCAGAAAAACAUUGUUGGUUCCAACACCACGACUGAGAACGGGAUUGUUUAAUAAGAUCACACCACCCCCUGGGGCAACUAAAGACAUCUUGAGAAAAUGUGCCACCUCUCAGGGCGUGAGGAGCUUCAGCACUCCCGUGGGCUUGGACGCCAGGGUCCAGGUGGACUUGGUUGUGGUGGGGUCCGUGGCUGUUUCUGAGAAAGGCUGGAGAAUUGGGAAGGGAGAAGGUUAUGCUGAUCUAGAAUAUGCCAUGAUGGUGUCCAUGGGAGCAGUUAGCCCGGAGACGCCAGUGGUCACCAUCGUCCACGACUGCCAGGUCGUUGACAUACCUGAAGCGCUCCUUGAGGAUCACGACCUCACAGUGGACUAUAUUCUCACUCCAACGAGGGUCAUUGCCACGGGGUGUGAGCGCCCGAAGCCAGCGGGAAUCAUCUGGUCAAAGAUCAGCUGUGAGAUGAUGGAGAAAAUCCCAGUACUGAGGAGCCUUCGCAGCCGAGAGAAGCAGGCUGGGAAGGAUGUCAGCCUGCAGGAUGAGCCACGGGACCUGGACACCAGCCGCCUGCAGACGGCGCCACUGCGUGCACUCAGGGGACCCCAGGCCCUACCCCUAGCCACGCAGCGGGAAGACGUGCCUGCUGACACUGUUUACGUUGGGAACCUCCCCCGGGAUGCCCGAGUGAGCGAGCUGAAGACGGCCCUCAGAGCCCGUGGCGCGGCCCCCCUGCGGCUCAGCUGGCAGGGGCCACAGCGCAGGGCCUUCCUCCACUACCCGGACGCCGCCUCAGCCCAGCAGGCCGUCUCCUGCCUGCAGGACUUACGCCUGGGUGCCAACAGCCUGAGGGUGGCACUGGCCAGGCAGCAGAGGCCCAGUGACUUGGUGGACACCCGCCCUGGAGAACCGCACCCUAACCGUCGCCCGGCCGUCGCUGACCUAUGACAAUGCCCUGCUCCAGUCCCCGUGGAGCUUCAGCGGCCCACGGAGCAGGACACGCAGAGCUGUGGCUGCAUGAGCCUUUCCUAGGGAGUCACAGCCUUCGUUACUGCCUGGCAGUCUCCUGAUGGGUGGGGAGUGAGCAGUGACACCCUUCCCACGUGCGGGAGGCUGGGAACCCAGUGUGUGCAGGCUCUAGUUUAUCUCGGUCCUUUGGCCAGCCGGGUGGUAUAGACCUGUGGCUCUCUCCGUAGAGACAGCAGUUCGGAGGGUUCAGGGGGUUGAGUGAGCAAUAAACAAGUGGGAGUAAGUGGUGACAGCCAUUUGGGAGAGUGCGUGCUCUGGAUUUGAGGGGAGUGGGAAUUAAGAGGAACAGAGGAUCCUGACAGGAGAGGCCCUGGCAGGGACCAAGUGCAGGAGCACAGAGGGCCAAAACCAGAAAAUGCCCUCGUGUGCUUGGCUCCUUGGCUGCCACUGCUGGAGGGGGCUGUGUGCAAACUGCAGAAGCCAGGUAGUCAGUCCCCUGGGUACAAACUGCUUGUCACCACUCAGUCCUAGUGUCAGAGAUGAGAGUCGGUCCCGCAUGGAGCCUGGGUCGAACGGGUCCCACCUCCGUCCCCACCUUACCUUUCCAGCCAGCCCACCCUCUGGGUGAGCCCCCGCCGCUCUCAGCCAGCUGUCCUCACGCAGCAGGAAGCUCUGCCCCUGGGAGACACUGGCUUCCGAAGACGCAUUGUCCCGGCCUACGUCGUAGACAGAGUCUUACACACACACUCAUGCGUGCCCAGUGCCUGAUGUGUUCUGGGUUUUUCCUCCAGUCCUCGGUUCCUAAAAAACACGCUGGAUUUUGGCUGAACUGUGCUUUCUAAACAGAAGCACUUUUGCAGUUGAUCCUGGGCAAAAAGUCAAAAUAAGCAUUUAAGUGGAGAUUUUAUUUUUUUCACAUGUAUAUACAUUGGAAACUUUAACUUUUUCGCCAAGGGUCUUACUGAGCAUGUUUUAAGUGCAUUAUUUGCCUCAAGAGGGCAGGCCUUGCACGGGCUUUCAAGAAAACGUUGUCAAGGCCAUCAGUCUCCCUUUGAGACGGUGUUUUCUCAUUGGUUUCACAGUGAAAAUACUGUGGAGACUUCAGACAGAAAAUCUGUCCUAAGAUUUGCUCAUUAAACGCACUCCUUUUCUAA
Messenger RNA from Equus caballus (horse), 2486 nucleotides. It is a transcript of the gene MTHFSD, whose product is annotated as methenyltetrahydrofolate synthetase domain containing. Gene Ontology annotation, molecular function: RNA binding. Lineage: Eukaryota; Metazoa; Chordata; Mammalia; Perissodactyla; Equidae. Gene Ontology annotation, cellular component: cytoplasm. The record is from RefSeq and is a predicted model, not a curated record.